GUUCAUGAUAUGUGUGAAUGGAUUUCUACUCAUCAACCAGAAAUUGAUGAUAACUCAUCAUGACAUCUUUCUACCAAAAAUCCACUUAAAUGUCCACCAAUUACAACCAAAUGCCAAUCCCUCUCUCUAACCUGUCCAUAUAACUUUCUUUCCUUGUCCUUCUCAUCGAUCCAACUCAAUUCAGCGAUGGCAUCAGGAGAAGCACCCUCAGAAUCUCUGAAGUACAAGCUUUUGGUGUUCAAAGUGUCCAUCCACUGUGAAGGAUGCAAGAAGAAAGUGAAGAAGAUCCUUGCAAACAUUCCAGGUGUUUACGAUACGGAGAUCGACGCAAGGCAGCACAAGGUGACAGUGAAGGCCAGCACCGACGCCGAAACGAUCUUAAGGAGGCUGGAAAAGUCCGGGAAGCACGCUUCUAUUUGGCCAUUGCCGGAUAAGAAGCCCGGAUAUCAAAGCUCCAAGGACGGCGGGGCCGGCUCUAAAAAGAAAGAUGCUGUAGAAACUUCGGAGAAAGAAGAGAAGGAGAAGCCAAGCCCGAACCCCUCUGAGAGUAACUCACCCUCCGUCGCCCCGACUAAACCUUCCGAAGAGAGCAAAAUCGAUUCUUUAGCCAAAUCCCCUGCAGAGCCGGAGAAAUUGGACGCCAAAACCGGGGAGACAAUCCAGAAGCCGGCCGACAGAGUUGAGAGCAAUGAGAAGAAUUCCGCUGCUGGCGAAGCCGACAAUGCCAAAGGCGGCGGUAAGAAGAAAGAGAGAAAAGCCCAGAAAGAGAAAGAGAGCGUCGGGACGAGUUCGGAUUCUGCAACCGUCAAUCCUCCACCACCUCCUCCAUAUUCUUACCCCACACAACCAGCACAGCCGCCGCAGCCUGCGUAUGCGAUGGCCUAUAACAUGGCGCAACGGAGCCAUAGCCAGACCUACUAUGCCCCACCUCCGCCGGCGUCAACUCCGCAGGACCACGUUUAUAUGUCAUACCCGCCUCCCCCGGAGUUCCAGUACUACGGUUCGUCGGACCUGAGCUCGCUAGUACCGAUGCAGUUGCCGCCCCCACCUGACAUGUUCAGCGAUGAUAACCCCAACGCAUGUAAUCUUAUGUGAUGGGCGCCACCGGAGGCGCGCUGCUGCCCGGAAGAUUAAGAUUAAUGCAUGUUAAAAUGUUGGUUUAGAUGUUGAUUCUAAUAGAAUUAUAACUUAGCACUUUCACUAAGUAAAA
This is a messenger RNA of Zingiber officinale, 1210 nucleotides long. Its product is annotated as heavy metal-associated isoprenylated plant protein 35-like. The record is from RefSeq and is a predicted model, not a curated record. The coding region runs from base 187 to 1095 and encodes 302 amino acids. Gene Ontology annotation, molecular function: metal ion binding. NCBI's taxonomy places the organism in Eukaryota, Viridiplantae, Streptophyta, Magnoliopsida, Zingiberales, Zingiberaceae. The transcript is spliced from 3 exons.